CGGCCUCCCAUGCUGUGGGAUCGGGAGCGAAGCGCAGAGAGGGGUCAAGGGCUGACCUGUGUCGCCGCCGGCGUCCCCACCUGCUCUGGGGGACCCAGUCUCUCAUUAGGGUGAUAUAUUUGACGCCAUGUUCCCUGUCACUCAUAUCGCGGGAGAGACGGUCAUACAACAAGGAAAUGAAGGAGAUAAUUUCUACGUCGUUGACCAAGGAGAAGUGGACGUGUAUGUGAACGGCGAGUGGGUGACCAGCAUCAGCGAAGGCGGCAGCUUUGGGGAGCUGGCCCUGAUCUAUGGCACCCCCAGAGCCGCCACUGUGAAAGCCAAGACAGACCUCAAGCUCUGGGGCAUCGACCGCGACAGCUACCGGCGCAUUCUCAUGCUGUCUGAUGCACGGUUGCAAUAGCUGGAGCUCCAGCUGCCAUCUUGGAUCAUGAGGAGGCUUUGAAAACGAAAGCCUCUUCACCAAGGUGGUAAGCAGAGAUGUGAGGGGGGCUCCCCGCUGGCACAGCUGGGCUCAUUUUAAGAUGGCUCUUAUAUGCAGCAGGUAGUGGGAACAGUGUACACGUGUCUGUGAAGGUGUGGGGUGGCUCCAGA
This is a messenger RNA of Castor canadensis (American beaver), 594 nucleotides long. The record is from RefSeq and is a predicted model, not a curated record. NCBI's taxonomy places the organism in Eukaryota, Metazoa, Chordata, Mammalia, Rodentia, Castoridae.